AUGGAUGUAGUAGAAUUGGAAAUGUUACUAAAUAAUUUGAGACGGAUAAGUUUCGAUAAACAUAUAAAUGAAUGGGUAGAGUUAAAGGAAAACAAUCCUGUAUUUUCAAAUUCAGAAGCAGUAUCUAAGGAACAGUUGAAUUUGGAUAAAUUGAAACUACACGAUAUAAUAAUAGAAAUAAAUGAUAAACUUUUCUCAGUUCUGAAUGACAUUUUAUAUGCAGUAAAAUAUAAAUAUAAUGAUAAUGCUUCAAAGGUGAAACUUAUAGGAAAUAUACAAAAUGAUAGCAUAGGUAGGAAGUUUAAUAAUUUAGACUUUCCACAUUGCCGAGAAAUGUUAAAUAUAUUUAGAAUGAAAUUUGGUCUUCACCAAUUUAGACCAAAUCAAUUAUCAGCAAUAAAUGCUGCUAUUCUUGGAUACGAUUGUUUCAUUCUGAUGCCCACUGGUGGUGGAAAGUCCUUAUGCUAUCAACUUCCAGCAUUAAUAAGUCUUGGAAUCACCAUUGUCAUUUCACCAUUGAGAAGUCUUAUUAUCGACCAGAUUCAGAAGCUGUCGUCUCUUGACAUUCCAGCGAUGUAUCUGACUGCUGAUCUGAGUGACGAGCAGGUUUACCGUGUGUUUAGGAAACUGCAUGAAACAUCGUCAGAUCUGAAGUUGCUGUAUGUAACCCCGGAGAAGUUAUCCAUGUCAACUAAAUUCUGCAGAAGUCUUGACGCCCUUUAUCAACGUCGCAAGCUCGCACGUUUCGUUAUCGAUGAGGUACACUGUGUCAGCCAGUGGGGCCACGACUUUCGUCCAGAUUACAAGAAGCUUUGUGUUCUAAAGGAGAACUUCCCCGACGUCCCUAUUGUCGUCCUUACAGCCACGGCUACGCGACGCGUCAGAAGUGACAUUCUACAUCAGUUGCAUCUCCAUUCCCCGAUGUGGUUUAUUUCAAGCUUCAAUAGACCAAAUCUACGUUAUUCAGUAAUACCAAAAAAAACAAGAGCUGCUUGUCAGCAAAUUGUAGAUAUAAUCAAAUCGAAGUUUCCGAAAGAAUGUGGUAUCGUGUAUUGCAUCACACGGAAAGAUUGCGAUGAUCACGCAAAAGCAUUAUUCAUGAAGGGUAUUGAAGCAUUAAGUUAUCAUGCCGGGCUUGAUGAUAAGGUACGAAUAGAAAGACAGAGCCAAUGGAUUUCUGAAAAGGUGAAGGUGAUUUGUGCAACAAUAGCCUUUGGCAUGGGUAUCGAUAAACCGAAUGUGCGCUUCGUGAUCCACUCGUCAAUUCCUAAAUCCAUCGAGGGCUACUACCAGGAGAGUGGACGCGCAGGUCGUGACGGCGAUGCUGCUGAUUGCCUCCUCCUUUAUAACUACGCGGACAUGCACCGCUAUCGAAAUAUCAUGGAACGCAAUGACUACGCAAACGUGGAAGCCCUCAAGACCCACCUCGAUAACCUCUACAAGAUCGUGCAUUUCUGUGAGAAUUUGACUGAUUGUCGUAGGGCACUGCAGCUCAACUACUUUGGGGAGAAGUUCGAUCGACAGGAGUGUAUCGUCAAUUCCGAAACCACCUGUGAUAAUUGCCGUACUUACGAUAAAUUUCAAAACAUGGACGUUACGGACGAUGCAAAAGCACUUGUUAAACUGAUCCAAUCAUUAAAUAAUGUACGAAAAAACAAUGUGACGAUAUUGCAAGUUGUCGACAUUUACAAAGGUUCCAAUAUUUCUAGUAUAAGUUACAAAUUAGGAUAUAAUUAUCAUGAAUGGUUUGGCCGAGGAAAAUCGAUGACAAAAUGUGAAAUCGAGAGGCUUCUGCAUAAUUUAGUAAUCGAAGGAUAUUUAUGCGAAAAUAUGGAACUUAAUAAUGGAAUGAUUUGCGCUUACGUUGCACCUGGACAACUUGCAAACGAAUUACUAUAUCACAGUAACGUUCAGAUAUUCAUUCAGAAAAAGAGAACGCCGGAAAACAUAACAACGGAGGGCAGCAGAGUGCAAAUAUCGGCGGUGGCGAACGCCGAAUUGAAAGAAUUGGAGCAACGCUGCUAUGGCGAGCUAUUCGAUAUGGUCAACGGCAUCGCGGGCGCUCUCGACGUGUCUGCCAACUCCAUCAUGAAUAUCGUAGCCCUUCGCGCUAUGAGCCAACAAUUACCUUGCGACGAACAGGCCAUGUUGAAAAUACCGCAUGUGACCAAAGCAAACUUCCUCAAAUACGGUAAAGCGCUUCUCGACGUCACACAGAAAUACUCAAAGGAGAAGCAAGAAUCUGAAGAAUGUUAA
Messenger RNA from Ceratosolen solmsi marchali, 2256 nucleotides. Its product is annotated as Bloom syndrome protein homolog. NCBI's taxonomy places the organism in Eukaryota, Metazoa, Arthropoda, Insecta, Hymenoptera, Agaonidae. Gene Ontology annotation, molecular function: four-way junction helicase activity; ATP binding; 3'-5' DNA helicase activity. Gene Ontology annotation, cellular component: cytoplasm; nucleus; chromosome. Gene Ontology annotation, biological process: double-strand break repair via homologous recombination; DNA replication. The coding region runs from base 1 to 2256 and encodes 751 amino acids. The record is from RefSeq and is a predicted model, not a curated record. The transcript is spliced from 11 exons.